Amaranthus tricolor (Joseph's coat) is the source of this 3966-nucleotide messenger RNA. RefSeq names its product MDIS1-interacting receptor like kinase 2-like. Lineage: Eukaryota; Viridiplantae; Streptophyta; Magnoliopsida; Caryophyllales; Amaranthaceae. The coding region runs from base 64 to 3744 and encodes 1226 amino acids. The record is from RefSeq and is a predicted model, not a curated record. Gene Ontology annotation, cellular component: plasma membrane. The transcript has 2 exons. Gene Ontology annotation, molecular function: ATP binding; protein binding; protein kinase activity. Gene Ontology annotation, biological process: protein phosphorylation.
AAGAAGAAAAAAAACAAAGAUUUGUAACAUCUACCCACCCACCUUAUUUUAAAGGGGAAGAAAAUGGUGGGAAAAAAGCCAUUAAUGGCGGAAGCUCAAAAAUCUUCAACUGCUGUUCAUCCUCCCAAAAUGAUGUUAUUUUACUUGGUAUUCUUAGCACUAUUUUCUUCUUUAACAACAGCAGCAACAAUCACUGAAACACAAUCACUUCUCACCUGGAAAAACUCUCUGUCUACAUCCGAUUCUCUGUCUUCAUGGAAGCUUUCCAAUGCUCAGAAUCUUUGCAAUUGGACUGGAAUUUCAUGUAACAAUCUUAAUUCUAUCUCCAUCAUCAAUUUAAGCAAUCAAAAUCUUACUGGUGAUCUAACCAAUUUCAGUUUCAGUGAUUUCCCAAAUCUAUCUAGUUUAAUUCUUGACACCAACAAUCUUUCUGGGAAAAUCCCCGUAACCAUUGGUAAUCUCUCUAAACUCACUCAGUUAGAUAUUAGUAACAAUUAUUUUGAAGGCUAUAUUCCUUCUGAAAUUGGUCAAUUGUCUCAACUUGUAAAUCUUAACCUGUCAAUUAAUAACAUUGCUGAUAUAAUUCCUCCCGAAAUUAGCAAUUUGAGAAAGUUAAGAACCCUAGAUUUGGGUUCAAAUUACCUUGAAACCCCUAAUAAUUGGUCUAAGUUUAACUCCAUGCCUGUAUUGACCCACUUAAAUUUUGGGGAUAAUGACCUAACUGGAGAAUUUCCUAGCUUCAUUUUUGGGUGUAAGAAUUUGACUUAUCUGGAUUUGUCAAGCAAUAAUUUAAUUGGGUUAAUCCCAGAAUCUCUAUUCUCUAAUCUUCCAAAUCUUGAACACCUUGAACUAUCUGUGAAUUUGUUCAAUGGGUCAAUAUCACCCAAGAUUUCUAAUCUAUCUAAACUAACUGAACUUCAUUUAAAUUUGAACAUGCUUUCUGGUUCAAUUCCUGAGAGUAUAGGUAAAAUUUCUGGCCUCAAAGUCAUUGAAUUGCGCAGUAAUUCACUUUCUGGAAGAAUACCUUCAUCUAUAGGACAACUUAGGGAGCUUCAGAGAUUUGAUGUUAAUGAAAAUAAAUUGAACUCUAGUAUUCCUUCUGAACUUGGGUUAUGUACUAAGCUUAGUUUUCUAGCUCUUGCUGAUAAUUCACUAACUGGGGAAUUGCCCUUAUCCUUGACUAAACUUAGAAAAAUUUCAGAACUUGGGUUAUCACAAAACAAUCUGUUUGGUGAAAUUUCUCCAUAUUUCUUAACCAAUUGGACUGAGUUGAUCUCCUUGCAACUUCAGGACAAUAAUUUUAGUGGUAUUAUUCCUCCUAAAAUUGGACAUUUGUCAAAACUUCAGUUGCUUUAUCUUUUUAAUAACAGUUUUACUGGUUUUAUACCCUUAGAGAUAGGAAAAUUGCAUGAUUUGAUAGAGAUUGAUCUUUCAUCUAACCAGCUUUCUGGAUCAAUUCCUUCAACAAUUGGGAAGUUAAGUAAUCUUUCGUUAAUACAGCUAUUCUCGAACAAUCUCACUGGAGAAAUCCCACCGGAAAUUGGAAAUCUCACGUCGUUGACUGUUCUUGAUAUCAAUAGUAAUCAGCUCAUCGGUGAGUUGCCUGAGUCUUUGUCAGAUCUCACCAAUCUGCAAGUAUUCUCUGUGUUUACCAAUGAUCUUUCGGGGGAAAUCCCACGAAACUUUGGUGAAAAAAUCCAUUCUCUUUGCAAUGUUAGCUUUUCAAACAAUAGUUUUUCUGGGGAGUUGCCUCCAAGGUUGUGCAGUGGGUUACAGCUUCAGUUAUUGACAGUUAAUGGGAACAAUUUCACCGGAAAUGUUCCUGAUUGUUUGAAGAGCUGCUCUGGGUUAGUCAGACUUCGCCUGGAUGGAAAUAAAUUUGAUGGAAAUAUAUCGGAUGCAUUCGGUAUUUACCCAAAUCUUACUUACGUCAACCUGAGUGGAAAUCGAUUUGUUGGUGAGAUCUCGCCCAAGUGGGGAGAAUAUGGAAAUCUAACAAAUUUUCAGGUGGAUGAAAACAAACUUUCUGGGGAAGUACCGGCUGAGCUUGGGAAACUGCAUCAGUUGCGUGUUCUAACUCUUGGUUCGAAUGAAUUUAGUGGGAAAAUCCCGUCUGAACUAGGAAAUUUGAGCUUGUUGAUUAACCUUAACAUGAGCGAUAAUCACUUGAAAGGAGACAUUCCGAAAAGCAUUGGCAAAUUGAACUCUCUUCAGAAUCUUGAUUUAUCGGCUAACAAUUUGUCAGGUGAAAUUCCCAGAUCACUUGGGGAUUGUAGCAGGUUAUUAAGCAUGAAUUUGAGUCACAAUGGCUUAUCAGGAAACAUACCAGAAGAACUUAGCAACUUAAUUGAAAUUCAAGUCUUGUUGGAUUUGAGCAGCAACAAUCUUUCUGGUCCAAUCCCACAAGGUCUUGUCAAACUGAUAAACUUGGAAACCCUCAAUCUUUCACAUAACCAUCUCUCGGGGAAGGUCCCAUCGUCAUUCUCAAAUAUGGCUAGCUUACAGUCUCUCGAUCUUUCCUACAACAACUUGUCGGGUUCAAUCCCUAAUGAUGAUAUUUUCCGAGAUGGGUUGUUCAUGGGAAAUGCUGGUCUUUGUGGAAAUGCAACCGGCAUACCUCUCUGUGAUCAGAUAGACUCUCACAAAAGCCACAAAAAGGUUAUAGCUAUAGUUGUUCCUAUUGUUGUUGUUGUCCUCCUCGCUGCAUGUGUAAUUGCAGCACUAUUAUGUUGCAGAAAGAAGAAAAAACCCGAUUUGGAGAGUAAAACUUUAUCGGACUUGGGAGAAUCAGAACCAUUGAUAUGGGCAACAGAAGGAAAAUUUACCUUCCGAGAAAUUGUCAAGGCCACUGAUGAUUUCAGUGAAUUUUAUUGUAUUGGUAAAGGUGGAUUUGGUAGUGUUUAUAAGGCUUCAUUAUUGUCUGGGCAAAUCGUUGCUGUCAAGAAGCUAAACAUGUCGGAUUCUAGCGACAUUCCCUCGACAAAUAAACAGAGUUUCGAGAAUGAGAUAAGGGCAUUAACGGAGGUCAGACACAGGAAUAUAAUCAAGUUAUAUGGCUAUUGUUCCAGGAAGGGCUCUAUGUAUUUGGUCUAUGACUAUGUCGAAAGGGGCAGUUUGGGGAAAGUUCUGUACAGUGAUGCUGCCAAACUCGAGCUUGGAUGGGAAAGAAGAUUGAAUAUUGUAAGAGGGUUAGCUCAUGCAGUCGCCUAUCUGCAUCACGAUUGUACCCCACUGAUUGUUCAUCGUGACAUUUCCAUAAACAAUGUCCUGCUUGAUAAUGAAUUUGAACCUCGACUUUCAGAUUUCGGUACUGCAAAACUCCUUAGUUCAGAUGCAUCUAGCUGGACAACUGUUGCUGGUUCUUAUGGAUAUAUGGCCCCAGAGCUGGCUCUGACAAUGCGAGUAACAGAAAAGUGUGAUGUUUAUAGCUACGGAGUGGUGUUAUUGGAAGUUAUGAUGGGACAGCAUCCAGGAGAAUUUCUGUCGACAUUAUCUUCGUUUGCUGAGAAGCAAGACACACUACUCAAAGAUAUUUUAGACCAACGUCUCUCACCACCCUCAAGGCAAGUAGCAGAAGAUGUAGUAAUUGCAGUCACACUAGCUUUGUUAUGCACGAGUACAGAACCAGAUUCACGCCCUACAAUGCGGUAUGUGGCUCAAGAACUAUCUGCUCGAACACACAGUUAUCUUUCUGAGCCCUUUGGUACUGUUACACUUGGGAAAUUGAAUGCUAAUCGUUCAUGAUGAUAAGCUAUAGACAACAUAGGUCAUUGCUUGUCUAGGAUUUUUACUUGAUGUAGUCGAAAAUUUGUUGUAGAAACGAUAAAUCCCAUGAAAAGUUUAUAGAUAUGCAACAUUGUAUAUGUUUUUAGCUGUAUUAGUCUCUUUUAGCUUUCUUAGGUGCUGUUGUAUUAUUGAUCAUUCUGUGUGAUUUACUAAUAAAAAUACUUGCAACUUCCUUCUCAG